AUGGAUCUGCAGUUUGGCAAGGAGACCCCAUACACAACAGGAAAACAAGUUGUGCCCACUGGCGCAAGCCUUGACGACGUAGAUAAGGCAGCAGAAGAUGAAGGCGUUGAGAAAGUAUUUCGUGAUAUUUUUAAACUUAUUUCGAAAACAGCUAAAAGUGGGGAUUUGACACCGAUCUCCAAAAAUGAUGGUUCGUGGGACCCCAAGCUGACUCCCGUUUUAGUCCUAGUAACACCUAACCCUUAA
Messenger RNA from Arctia plantaginis, 246 nucleotides. The record is from the annotation of a GenBank genome assembly. Lineage: Eukaryota; Metazoa; Arthropoda; Insecta; Lepidoptera; Erebidae.